Alligator sinensis (Chinese alligator) is the source of this 1766-nucleotide messenger RNA. RefSeq names its product Src homology 2 domain containing E (gene SHE). The transcript has 4 exons. NCBI's taxonomy places the organism in Eukaryota, Metazoa, Chordata, Crocodylia, Alligatoridae. The record is from RefSeq and is a predicted model, not a curated record. Gene Ontology annotation, molecular function: phosphotyrosine residue binding. The annotation marks the transcript as partial.
UGGCUGCAGGGAGCCUCUCUGGGCUGGGGGUGUCAGGCAGGUCCUGGCAGGGGGGAGCCUUGCAGGGCUCAGCCUCACUGCCCCCUCCCUACAGAGAUCCGCCGCAGGGGCUCCAAAGAUCCGCUGGUCAAGGCCAUCCUACUGCUGGAUGAGCCGAGCGAGAGUGGGGCCAAGCCGGAGAGUGGGGCCAAGCGCCCCGGGGCCAAGGAGCCGCCAGGGAAGGGCCCACAGCUGUACGACACACCCUACGAGCCUGGGGAGGGAACGCCAUGGCCUGAAGCCCCCAUGCCUGACAGGAAGGCAUGGGGGGCGGCUGAGAGCCGGCUGCCGGAGAAUGAUGAGCGCCCAGCGGGCGAGUAUGAGCAGCCCUGGGAGUGGAAGAAGGAGCAGAUCGUCAAAGCCCUGUCGGUCCAGUUUGAGGGCCCCAAGGACGAGGCACUCCGGCAGCACCAUCGCCAGAAGAGCUGGGCCCCCAAGAUGCUGAAGCCAGUGACCCCAGAGCACAGCGAAGGCGAGCGUGUGGACCCUGCGCUAGCACUGGAGAAGCAGCCCUGGUACCAUGGAGCCAUCACACGGGCCGAGGCUGAGAGCCGGUUGCAGGCCUGCAGGGAGGCCGGCUACCUGGUGCGGACCAGCGAGACAGGCAGCGGCAAGUACUCCAUCGCUCUCAAGACCAGUCAGGGCUGCGUCCACAUCAUUGUGGCCCAGACCAAGGACAACAAAUAUACGCUGAACCAGGCCAGUGGCGUCUUCGGCAGUGUCCCUGAGGUUGUGCACCACUACUCCACUGAGAAGCUGCCAUUCAAGGGGGCUGAGCACAUGGCGCUGCUCUACCCCGUGCACAGCAAGCUGCACUAGUGGCUGGGCCUGCGGCCCCCCCCACCCGUAUGGGGCUUAGACAGACAUGGAGCUUGGAGAUGGGCUGCCCCCUGCCCUGGCACCGUUGGUCUCCCUGCAACCAGGUCCCAGCUGCCCACAUGGAGGAGGCAUAGACCUGACCCCAGGAGGCCCUGACAGAAAGCAGGAGCUGCUCAUCCUGACUGGGAACAGCUUAGGCCAGAGGGUGGCUACCUGGCACCAGAGCUGCGCAUGUCAGCACAGCCCCUAGCGCUGAGCCCCAGGGUUUUUUCCCAGCCUCCAGCACACAAAGGAAGGAUGGAUUUAACUCCUGGACACAAGGCGACAGGGCCAGACACUGCCCUUGCACCCCCAGCUCCACUCUGGGUGCCCCAGGCAGUGGGCCUGGCCCCCUGCAGUGCAUGAGCCAAUGCUGCCACCUCGUGGCUCCAACCCGGUCCAGGGCCAGGCCCAGCCCCAUCUCCAUCUGCAUCACUGCAGCGCUGCGCUGUGCCUAGGCAGAAGAGGCAGCGAUCGCUGGAGGGGGCAGGGUCCAGGGUUGCUCCAGCCUCAGCAGCGGCUGAGCUGCUUCUCUCCUGUCCCCACAUGCGUGCACCUGCAGUAGCACCAGCGGCCCACUGUAUUCAUGGCUUCGGCUGUGAGACUCACGUGGCCGCACAUCUGGGCCUGCCCCAGGGAUGAGACCUGGACCACUGCCCUGCUCUGCUCACCUGCCCUGGACAUGGGGAGCAGGGAGCUCACCCAGGGCCUGUGGGAUCUUGCCCCCCCUACCCAGCCCACGGGCACAUUGCCUGCAGCCCAGCCACAGGUGCUACGGGCUUGCUCGGGGCCUGCAGUCUAGUUGGCAGGAAGCUGAAGGAUGGACAGGGCAGCAGCCUGGAGCAAAAUAAAUGUCACUGUGGACAAUG